Marasmius oreades (fairy-ring Marasmius) is the source of this 1447-nucleotide messenger RNA. RefSeq lists its product as uncharacterized. Lineage: Eukaryota; Fungi; Basidiomycota; Agaricomycetes; Agaricales; Marasmiaceae. Gene Ontology annotation, molecular function: DNA-binding transcription factor activity; protein dimerization activity. The transcript has 5 exons. The record is from RefSeq and is a predicted model, not a curated record. Gene Ontology annotation, cellular component: nucleus. Bases 171 to 1232 code for a protein of 353 amino acids.
CCCCAAGUCAGCACCCCCAUACGCGCUCUCUGCCUGCAGAAAUCAAGAGUCCCCUUCCUGACUCACGGUUAUCCGUUCUUGCUCAUCGAAUUUCCUCUUCAGCUGCGUGUCGUCGAAGUCGUCGACACCGAUAAACCCCGUCAAUCGUAACCUAUCACAAAACGCAAGAAAUGGCACCGAACACAACAGAACCGGUUCUGCCUCAAGCACCAGCAACGGCUGUCCCGCCUUCAUCACAAUCUCAACCGCCGUCACAGCAGGGCACCCAACAUCCAGUCGCAAGUCUUGAUCGGGAGCAGUUAAUGCAACUUCUCCAGCAUAUUCCUGGGAUGAUGAACAAACUCGUCGGGUCAGAUGGAAAUCUCAAAGCCGACGCUGCUCAAACUCUUUCCAACCUUUCACAACAACAACCUGGAUUCCCACCUCCUGUAGGAGCACAAUUACCUGCAGGUGUAACACUUCCUCAUGGUCUAGUACCACCACCACCAUCGGGACAGUUUCCUCCUGGUUUUCCGGGUGAACCAGGUCCCAACUCUCAUCCCAGGGGACCUCCGAAUCUGGGACAGCUGAGUGCAGCUGUCGCUAUGCAAGCUGCCCCACCACCACCACCGCCUUCAGGGCAACAACAACCCGCGGGGGGAGGGACAAAACCACCAGAGGAUGACGAUGGUGAUUUGUCGGAUGGUAAAGGCAAGAGUGAUGGUUCGCCUACUUCCACACCCGCACCAGGCUCCGCAGGAAGAAGAGGGGGGAGAAACGGAGCUGCUAUGGGUUCUGAUGAGUGGGCGAGGAUGAGAAAGGAUAAUCAUAAAGAGGUAGAACGUCGCCGAAGGAGUAAUAUCAACGAAGGCAUCAACGAGCUCGGGCGUAUCGUGCCGAACGGUUCUGGAGAAAAAUCCAAGGGUGCUAUCCUUUCUCGCGCGGUGCAGUAUAUUCAUCAUCUCAAGGAGAACGAGGCGCGGAAUAUCGAGAAGUGGACGUUGGAGAAGUUGUUGAUGGAUCAGGCGAUGGGCGAUUUGCAGGCGCAGCUUGAGGAAGUUAGAAAUAUGUGGACGGAGGAGAGGAACGGACGACAGAGGGUUGAGGCGGAGCUGGAGGCGUUGAAGAGUGGUGGAAGUGCGUCCGGUGCUGCUUCUGGUGCGCCAGAUAUCAAGCCGAAUGGGAACAAGCGGCCCAGCGAGGAGGGAGAACAAGGAAAAGAGGAUGAUAUAAAACGACAGAGGAUGGAAUAAAGAGUCUCUUAUGCCCAACGCACAAACGUUGUUUUUGGGACUCGCUUUCCUCCAAUAACUUGAAUUCUCUGGGGUUGUCAGUCUGCUCGUGUCUCGCUUGGUAUCUGUAUCUUAACUGUGGGUCAGUUUAUAUCCCCUUCGUGUUUGUUUCUUAAACUUUUUCUUCCCUUUUUUUCUCGUUUUGCUUUCGUCUGUAUCCAGUUCGUACGCGUCGA